Vespa crabro (European hornet) is the source of this 2713-nucleotide messenger RNA. RefSeq names its product ataxin-2 homolog. NCBI's taxonomy places the organism in Eukaryota, Metazoa, Arthropoda, Insecta, Hymenoptera, Vespidae. The coding region runs from base 18 to 2513 and encodes 831 amino acids. The transcript has 2 exons. The record is from RefSeq and is a predicted model, not a curated record.
GGAGGAGGAGGAGAAGAAUGUACGGAGUUAAAAAAGAUGAGAACGAUCGAGAACGAUCGGACAAUGUUGGCUCGCAAACAGCACCGCCUUGGUUGGUCAGAGCAGAAGUUACAAUUCGUCAUGGUGGUGCACAAACCAUUUCGGAUUCUGGACAAUCGCCGGUAGGCACCUCGUCAGCAACAAUGACUGAUUCCAACGGUGUACGAAUGAUAUAUCGUUGGAAUACUAGCCAACCGAGUUCUAAUAUUCCAUCAACUACGUCCGCAUCGACUAUUCAAUCGAUGGGUGGUAUUAUACCACCGAAUUCUUAUGGUUUUCAACGUGGUAAUAUAUUGUUCACAUCGACACCACCGCCAAGAGGUCAACAAUCUGGUAAUUCGUAUACAAUUCCGCGUCCAGGAUCUUCAAGUAAGGAUGACACGUGUCCGUCAAGAAAUCGUGGAUUCAUCGAUUCAGGAUAUAACAGCGAACAAUUCUCACCUCAUUCAUAUUCGAGUUUACCAUCGCGCCGUACUUAUCAACAAUACAAUCGACGUUGCAAAAGUACCUGUAACAUCGUUCUCGCUGCUUUUGAUCCAAAGAAGAAUCUAAGUAACGAUGAACCUACAACUACGAAAUUGUUAACGAAAGAAUCAUUGAAAUCUUCCACGUUAGAAGAGCCAGACCGAUCAUCCUGGCAUUAUCAUCGAACGACAUCGUCCAAUAAUAACCAUCAUCUUCAUCAUCAUCAUCAUCAUCAUCAUUUACAACAGCAGCAAAAACUUCAGCAACAACAACAGCAACAACAACAACAACAACAACAACAACAACAACAACAACAGCAGCAGCAGCAUGUCUCCGCUCGUUCACGUUUCAGUACCGUGCCUGAAGUAUGCGAAGAUUGUUCCGAAGGUACUACCAGUCCAUUUACGACACAUUUCUGUACUCGUGUGUUAGAGAAAACAGCGAGCAAAGUUACAACCAUUAGCAAGGAUGCUUCUUCUCAAACGACCGAUAUUGAAUCUCGAACUUCGACCAUAUCGACUACAUCGAAAACAGGAAAAGUUAGACGGAAGGCACUGGAUAUACAAUUGGCUGACGAACAAAAGAGGAAAAAGCAAGAGAACUCAACUGUUGGUACACCGAUUGAUACUUCGGGACAACUUUCAACGACUACGGAUACUGAAAAAUCCUUUUCAUCUGCCAUAGAGGAGAAUGCAAAACGUAAAUCUCGUACCGUUCACAUAGACGUUUAUUGCACUGGCUCGGACGAUGAAUGUAGUACCGAUUCAACCGAGGAGGAACGUUCGACAACGGCUAUGACCGUCUUCGAGAACGAGGACGUUAAAGUGACGCAUAGCCAUGCCGAGGAUAACGAUUUACCACGUGGAUUUAAAGAUAAUAAAGCUUUUUUAGCGCGAACUGCCGAGAGACGUUGUGAAAGUUUCAAAAAUGCACCGAUGAGAAUGCCUUCGUUGGCCAGCUCGAAGGGUUACGAAAGCGACGAUCUAUUGAGUUCCCUUUAUCCCUCGCAAUUUAGUUCUUACAGCGCUCUUAAAGAUUUAGAUUCUACGCCAUGGUCUGCGGCGUCGUCGACUUUGGCAUUACCAUUUAUUGACGAUUAUGAUUCAGCUGCUGCGACAUCCUCGAAGGAUACAUUUUCCGAUAUAGAUUCUAUCGUAAAUGGUAGUAAACCGACCUUGACGUCCUGCGAUAGCUUCGAAUAUGCUAAUUUGUCCGAUCGCGAGAGAAUAAGAAAAAUGGAUACAAUUUGGGGAGGUAAAAACGAUUUAACAGAGGAAAAGAAGGAUAAAAAUUGGAGAUCACCUCAGAUAGAACGUAAGCAUUUAUUGAGGAACAAAAAGAUGAGGGAAUAUUUGGAGAAACAUGAAAUCGGUUGGUCAUCUGACGAUACCGCGGGUGGUGAAUCGGACGACAGUGGUACCAUUGGUUGGAUCUUCUUAUCUAAUAAGGAUGAUAAUACUAAUGAGGGAUUAUCCGAAACUAAAGUUGAUAAGGAUAUCGUACAUCGUGAUAGUACGAUUAAGAGGGAAAUAAUAAAUGAUAACGUUCUAUCAUCUAACGUUGUAAAUCGUUCAGAAUUAAUACGUUCCGAUCUUCUUAUUCAAGACGAUCAUUCCGAUUCGACAACGCGAAGCGAUCUAUGCUCACGAAUUUAUACAUUAAGAGAACAGAUUGGUCUAUUUGGUUCGAAAAGUCCUUCGCCGCUUCCUUCGAAAGUACCUUCCAGGGUUACUUCACCCUUUAUGACAUCCCAUGGCGAAAGGACCGAUCACAUCGUUAAAGCAUCGAUAUUUGGUUCGGUUGUUGGUGCCUUUCGAAAACCUGGCCAUCAUAUUGGCCCCGUUAAAAAUCCGUCCUGUUCUUGCGAACACUGCAGGCGAUACUUCGAGGAAGACGACUCACGUGAACGAUCGUGUUCCUUCGGUGAAUUCGAGAAUCGUUCAACAAGUUCAACCAACACCGAACAGAGAAAUAUUAUUCGACCAGCUCCUACGAGUUAUGGACAUUGAUUCUAUGUUCUUUUUUUGUUACUUUUUUAUUUUCUUUUUCUUCCACUAUUCUUUUUAUUUAUUUAUUUAUUAAUUUAUCUCUUUUUUUUUCUUUCUUUCUUUCUUUCCGAGCAACGCUUCAUCCGAAUAAUUUUCAUUAUUUUAUAUUGGACUUUCGUAGCUCUAUGAAUGGCUGCGAAAUUUUUACUUUUGCACGCUUA